AUGACGCUCUACUACAGUCUCGUCUUUCUGCUCCUCGUGGCCGAGAUGGCACUGUUCAUGCUUCUGAUCGUGCCCCUCCCAUUCACGAUCCGCCGCAAGAUGUUUACUUUCAUCUCCGAAAGUCCUCUAAUCGCGAAAUUACAAUACGGGAUGAAGAUAACCUUUAUCUUCAUCCUGAUCCUCUUCAUUGACAGCGUCAAUCGCGUCUACAGAGUUCAAGUCGAGCUCGCCGAGUCCAACAAGCAGCAAGGAGGAGCUGCUGUGCUCGGCCACGAACGCAUGGAAGUGCAAGCGCGAAAGUUCUAUUCCCAACGUAACAUGUACCUCUGCGGCUUCACCCUCUUCCUCUCUCUGAUCCUCAACCGCACCUACACCAUGAUUCUCGACGUACUCCGCUUGGAAGAGAAGGUCAAGAAGUACGAAGGUGACCCCAAGGCUAGCGGCAAGGCCAGCGAAAAGCUCGCUAAUGCUGGUGAUGCCGGUGAGAUUGGCCGCUUGAGGAAGGAGUUGAAGGACAAGGAUCGUGAUUUGGAGACCCUGAAGAAGCAGAGUGAGGGAUUGAGCAGGGAGUAUGGUGAUUUGAGUGACAAGUAUGGGGCUACGCAGGUUGAUGCCACUCCUAAGAAGGACAAAUGA
This is a messenger RNA of Lachnellula hyalina, 636 nucleotides long. RefSeq lists its product as uncharacterized. NCBI's taxonomy places the organism in Eukaryota, Fungi, Ascomycota, Leotiomycetes, Helotiales, Lachnaceae. The transcript has 4 exons. The record is from RefSeq and is a predicted model, not a curated record. Gene Ontology annotation, cellular component: endoplasmic reticulum; endoplasmic reticulum membrane. Gene Ontology annotation, biological process: endoplasmic reticulum to Golgi vesicle-mediated transport; intracellular protein transport. The coding region runs from base 1 to 636 and encodes 211 amino acids.